AUGAACGCAAAUACACCACCAAUCUUCAACUACAAGGCUCCUGAAGACAAAGGAGAUGGAAAAUAUCUCAUUGAGCCAAACUUUCCAUCUACUGGUCCUCUUAAUAAGCACUUGGCAAUUGCAAGGAACUCUGAGAUUCCCAAACUCCUUACGAUCAACGGGGCACUAACAGAGGUCGAGAAUGCAUCAAUACUGUAUCACCACCUAAAAACAAAUGAGAUAGUGUAUCUAGGUACAGAAAGAAACAAUAGAACAACAGCGGGCUACCUAGAUCCGAAAUCCUACCACCAAAAGAGUCCCAAAGCCUACACAGCAGCCAUAAGGGCACAGAAGAUGGCUUUACAGCGUGAUGACAGGAAACCUAGCGAAAGCAAGCUUGAGAUGAUCCUCGGAGGGGGAAGAAGAGCCAAUCCUAGGUGCUAUACGCUUGGGUUUACCGUCAAUCCACAAGCGUUAGCGACCGGUUCGGGCCCUGUGAACAAGGCCAUGCUGGAAAACCAAGCCUAUGUGAUUGAGUUCUUGGGAUCGAUAACAGAAGCUCUUAUUGGGCCUGUGGAGGCUGUUGUUUCAGCAGAAGAGCUAGAGCUUGUUGCUAGGCAGAGGGAAAUCGACGUCCCUUUCACAUUCGGGUCAGCUGCCAACUACUUGUUUGCAAUCACAUCUAUCAGAACAUACACUGAGUUUCCACCCAAGGGAAAAGGAGUCCUUGUUUUCAGAGCCGUGCACCCCCAUUUGAGCAUUGGACCCGCAGAAAUGGAAGAGCAUUCAACUAGAAAGCCUUCGCACUUCGAAAUGCCAGAGGGUGAUGAGGAACUCGAUCCAGCGAGGUAUAUCCAUUCUCGCUGUAUGGCAGUUGGUUAUCCGAAAGAGCGCAUAAUGAAGAAAUCCCCCGAAAUCCAACGGAAUCUUACCCCUCUUCUUUAUAACCAGAGGCCAGAUACCAAGACUAACACUCCAGAGAAACUUCCUGAAGCUCUUUUGGCAUUCGGUACCAAAGAGAACCAAGGUACCUGGUAUGCCAUGGCAGAAGCGAAGAAUCAGGCCCGAAACUUCCAAAACAAUUCGCUAUUUUUACCUUCGACGGCAGCUGAAAUAGCUCACAACCACCGGUAUUAUUCGGAAGAUGGCUCAAUAGCUACCCCUAAUAUCAGUAGGAUUCAAAACACAUUGCUUGGUAAUUCAGCGGCUGCUAAAGACUCUAUGCAUUACAAGAACUGGAAAGCUUCGGAUAAGUUCAACAGGGAGUUGUUGUCUCAAGGUUUCUUUCGCGUGGCAAGGAAAUGCGGAGGUGCUUCAUGGACCAGCAAAGAAGGUCCGAUUGAACUGGUAGAGGAAUCUGAGAUUGGAUCUACAAUCCGGAGACUUGAGCUUGAGUUGGCUGCCAAGACCACAGAAAAUUCAAAGCAAGGAACCUCCACCCAGACGCAAAGAGAGUUCGAAGCAGCCGCCAGGGAGGAAUUCGGCAAGCGCCCAUUCAAAUGCGGCCAUUGCUCUUCACGAUUCCCUGCUAUGAAGAAUUGCGAAAGACAUCAUGUUAAAAAGCAUGCCAAGGAUUAUGAAUGGGAGGCUGUGGAGCUAAGUUUAGAUCCAAAGUCCAUUCCUAUGUCGGGGUCUACAAUCGAAAAUGAAGACAUGGAUAAGGAAGAGAAAGGGGAGGAAGAGAGAGAGGAAGAAGAGGAUAAUAUAGAUGAUCAUAUGGAUGAAGACGUAGGUAAUUCUGAGGAAGAGAAUGAAGAUAGUGACGAGGAGUCAGUUCAUAGAGGCUAA
Molecule: messenger RNA, 1767 nt
Organism: Sclerotinia sclerotiorum 1980 UF-70
Lineage: Eukaryota; Fungi; Ascomycota; Leotiomycetes; Helotiales; Sclerotiniaceae
Exons: 4
Coding region: 1-1767 (588 amino acids)
Source: RefSeq, a predicted model, not a curated record